Bombus impatiens (common eastern bumble bee) is the source of this 1378-nucleotide messenger RNA. Its product is annotated as mitochondrial 2-oxodicarboxylate carrier. The record is from RefSeq and is a predicted model, not a curated record. Gene Ontology annotation, biological process: transmembrane transport. The coding region runs from base 467 to 1378 and encodes 303 amino acids. Lineage: Eukaryota; Metazoa; Arthropoda; Insecta; Hymenoptera; Apidae. The transcript has 7 exons.
CUUCGAUUUUUUUUUUUUUUUUGAAUGGUUAAUAAAUACUUUCGAUGAUUAGUUUUAAAUCGACGAUUUUAAUUCAAAAUAAAUAAUUUUGAAAAUACGUAAUGUGCAUUCAUAUAAUUGACAUAAAUUCAGUUAUAUGAUAAGUUUCUAAAAUUAUACACAGAAAAGUAAAGAAUGUUUUUGACUAAAUAUUUUAUACAUAAUUUUAACUUAAAAGUGACGCAUAUAGCAAUGCAUUUGAAAACGAAUCAUUUCAGCUUUAAGAUUCUGACUUAACUUACAAUUAACUUAAAGAUUGUAAUUACGUAAUAUUGUUCAAGAGAGUGACAAGAUAUUGCCUUAUCAUGCUCUUAUAAUUUUCUGUACUUUGGUUUAGUAUAAGUUUGUUAUAGUCAUUGUAAAACCGUAUAUUAAAGAUCUAAGAAAGUUAAUGAAUUAAGCACCUAGGAAAAAAGGCUGAAACAAAAUGGCACAUAUAGAAAUUACUCAACGUAAAUCAAGUCUUAUAAAGGAGGCUAUCAUUCAGAUUGGUGCAGGUGGUUCUGCAGGUUUUGUAGAAGCUUGUAUAAUGCACCCCAUGGAUCUUAUUAAAACACGUUUCCAAUUGCAAGUUAAAAUGGGAACUCAAGAUGCUCUUUACUAUACAGGAAUUAGAGAUUGUAUGAAUAAAAUGUAUAACAAUGAGGGAGUUGCAGCAUUUUGGAAAGGUAUAUUACCGCCAAUUAUCAUGGAAACUCCUAAAAGAGCUGUGAAAUUUUUCUCCUUUGAACAGUACAAGAAGCUUUUUAAUAAUCACAUGUCACAGUCAAUGGCAUUUUUUUGUGCUGGAUUCUUAACAGGUGUAACAGAGGCAAUUUUAAUAAAUCCUUUUGAAGUAGUUAAAGUACAAAUGCAGUCUAAUCGUAAACAUAUCAGUGAUAGUCCAUCAACUAUUGCUGUUACUCGACAUAUUCUUUACAACCAAGGUUUUGGACUAAAUGGUCUUAAUAAAGGUUUAUCUGCUACAAUAAUGAGAAAUGCUGUUUUCAAUGCUUUUUAUUUUGGGAUUUAUCGUUCUAUGAUUCUUCGACUGAAUAAACAAAAAGAAUAUGUUCCAGAACUGUUUCUGAAGUUUGCUAUAGGUUUUAUAGCUGGGACGGUGGCAUCCUGUAUGAACAUACCUUUUGAUGUUGCUAAAAGUCGUAUUCAAGGUCCACAAGGAACAAUCCAGUAUAAGGGUACUCUGCAAACUAUUUACUUAGUUUAUCAAAAUGAAGGAUUUAGAGCCUUGUAUAAAGGAUUGUUACCAAAGAUCUUACGAUUAGGUCCAGGUGGUGCAAUUAUGCUUAUAGUUUAUGAUAAAAUGACAGCAUUUCUCAAUAUGCAGUUUGGUGAUUAA